Molecule: messenger RNA, 1129 nt
Organism: Onychostruthus taczanowskii (white-rumped snowfinch)
Lineage: Eukaryota; Metazoa; Chordata; Aves; Passeriformes; Passeridae
Gene: SRP14
Product: signal recognition particle 14
Exons: 5
Coding region: 48-380 (110 amino acids)
Biological process (GO): SRP-dependent cotranslational protein targeting to membrane
Cellular component (GO): signal recognition particle, endoplasmic reticulum targeting
Molecular function (GO): 7S RNA binding; endoplasmic reticulum signal sequence receptor activity
Source: RefSeq, a predicted model, not a curated record
GCCCCCGCGCUGCGCGUGCGCACGCGGCCCUUCCGGAGCGGAGCAGGAUGGUGCUGCUGGAGAGCGAGCAGUUCCUGACGGAGCUUACCAGGCUCUUCCAAAAGUGCAGGACCUCCGGCAGCGUUUUCAUAACGCUGAAGAAAUAUGAUGGCCGAACAAAACCAGUUCCACGCAAAGGCCAUGUAGAAAGUUUCGAACCAGCAGACAAUAAGUGUCUCCUGAGAGCAACUGAUGGAAAGAAGAAAAUCAGCACAGUGGUGAGCUCAAAGGAAGUAAAUAAAUUCCAGAUGGCAUAUUCAAAUUUGCUAAGAGCUAACAUGGAUGGCUUGAAGAAGAAAGACAAGAAAAGCAAGGCCAAGAAGAGUAAAGCAACACAGUGAUGGAACAGUGUGCUAUGCUACCAUCACUAUAAUAGACUUGACCCUUGCUCAAAGCAAAGUCCAUUUCUUUUUGAGUUACUACUUGUCUUUGGCUUUCCUUCCAGCAGGAAACGGGGAUGUGAUCAGUACUUUUGUUUAAACUGAGAGCAGAGAUGCUUUCUUUGGGUUGCUGAAUGGCAGGAGUAUGUACAGCAUUCUACUGACACAGCUUUACACUCAGCUGGUUUGUACUUACACUGCUGCCGUGUUCUCUGCAGUGUAAAACCUGGCUGGAGGGUAGCACAGGGUGAAGAGACAUACACUGUACCAGAAGCAAAACAAGACUGGAGCAGGUGCCUCAGUGACAGAUGCCCAGUUUUAUAGAUGAGCCUCAGUAAUUCUAGGGAAAGCAGGUGCCAACAUAUUAUCAGGAACAGCUGCUUUCCUGUUUCUGUCUUAGAAUCUGAGGGCCACGUCUACAUGAUGCAGUGCAGAUAUCCCAAGGCAGCCAGCACAGUGCUCAAAGUUCUUGCAGAGCUUUCACUCCAUGCAGAUCCAGCUGUUCUGACCUGGGCAUGGGGUGGGGGGAGGUAGGACUCUGCAUCAUGUUCCCUUCAGACAUAACUUAAAAAUGGUCAUGUCACCUAAAUUUUUUUUUAAAAAAACAUCAUCCUUCAGUAUAUUCAGGGAUCUGAAUUUUCCUUCCUUCAUAUGAACAGAUGUAAAAAGUAAAUAUGUAAUUGCUCCUAUUAAACAUAAUGAGAAAUGGA